This is a messenger RNA of Trichomonas vaginalis G3, 513 nucleotides long. Its product is annotated as organellar and viral DNA polymerase type B. NCBI's taxonomy places the organism in Eukaryota, Parabasalia, Trichomonadida, Trichomonadidae. The transcript has a single exon. The record is from RefSeq and is a predicted model, not a curated record. Bases 1 to 513 code for a protein of 170 amino acids.
AUGAUUUCAACAAUCGGCACAACAACAAUUCAAACAACAGCACCAAACUCGUUAGUCAUGAAUCCAACAUCUAUGUUAGUAGAGAUGAAAAGCUUCAUUCCUUCUUCAUAUACUUUUGAAACAGAAAUCCAAGAACUUUUAACAAGUAAUUUAGACUGUACCGCACAGGAUGAAGAAAAUGAAGAAUAUCUUUAUGAAAUGGAGGACCUCAUCGACCAUUUGCCUAAACUACCUGAAAUUCAGCAGCAAAAGCUCACUAUUCCUGAAUUCGACGAAAUUGAAGUCAAAGCAACUGACUCAGUAGAAAUAAAGAAGUUCAUACGAAAGGUAAACUAUGAGUUUCUAGGAUAUCAUUGCAACCAUAAAGUUAUGGACAAAGAUUGCGACAUGUUAUAUAAGAACAUCUCUGACCUUUACAAAUCCGAAGAAUUUAAGACAUACGACAACUUUGUUUCAUUAGCUGCAAAAUGUGUAUGGCAGAUAAGAGAUAAAGAUAGAAGAGGUAAGGUAUAG